Anguilla anguilla (European eel) is the source of this 8915-nucleotide messenger RNA. RefSeq names its product AT rich interactive domain 1Ab (SWI-like) (gene arid1ab). The record is from RefSeq and is a predicted model, not a curated record. Gene Ontology annotation, cellular component: nucleoplasm; nBAF complex; brahma complex. The transcript is spliced from 20 exons. The coding region runs from base 291 to 7301 and encodes 2336 amino acids. Gene Ontology annotation, biological process: positive regulation of DNA-templated transcription; chromatin remodeling; regulation of transcription by RNA polymerase II. Gene Ontology annotation, molecular function: nucleosome binding; DNA binding. NCBI's taxonomy places the organism in Eukaryota, Metazoa, Chordata, Actinopteri, Anguilliformes, Anguillidae.
UGUCUCGCGGAGCCUCGUGCUGGUUUGAUCAGUUUCUCGCUCACAGUCUCGUUCUGUAACAGAAGCCCCCCCACAUUCUGUGUCGGUUAAUUUCAUUCCCAGGAUCUUUAUUUAUAUUCUCUCCAUAACUUUUAUUUCGAAUCGGAACCGGGAGCGGAACCCGGAUUCGGUCCGGUGUUUGGGGGGAAUGAACUGGGACACGGGUACAUUGUUAUAAAUAAUUGUAUUUAUAUUCAAUGCUAUUGAGAGCUUGGUAGAGACUGACUCGCUGUGAAAGAGAGAGGGAUAUCAUGGCCGCUCAGGUCGCCAGCGCCGCCACUCUCAACACUAGCCCGCCUUCCGAACUAAAAAAGCCAGAUCGGGACCCCCAGGAGGAGUCGGUACCGGGGGAGAAGCAGCAUGAAAAUAAGGAACCGGGACCGGAGAGCGGAUCUCCGGGUCAGAAGGAGCUGCAGGACGGGGCCGAUGUUGGAAAUGCAGGGGGAGGAGGCGAUCCUGAGUUGAAGAACGGGAACGGUAAUUCGUCCAGACUGAAUAACAAUAAUAAUCAGAAUGAUUCAGGGGGGCCCGAAGGCAAUAACCAUCCCGGGAUGGCACACCACCACCCCGCCGGUUUUCCACCACCUCCAUACGGAUACAGUCAGCACUACAGCCGGGCCCCUUUUCAUCAACAUGGCGGACAACAAAGCCCUGGCAUGGCAGCUGCGGCGGGGCCGGCAGUGCAGCCGGGUAGCAUGAUGGACUCGUACCAGCCCAAUUCCCACGACCACGGCUUCCCUAACCAUCAAUUUAACAACUACAACCCUUUCCCGAACCGGACUCCUUACCCAGGCCAAGGGUACGCCAUGAAUUCCCCGCGAAAUAACCAGCCUCCGGCGGCUGGGGGGCAGCUAGGCAAGCAACAGCCAGCGGGAGGGACUACAGCUAUGGCCGCCACUUACAAUAAUCAGAGGUAUAACAUGGGAAACCCUCAACCCACUUCCACCCCGACCCUAAACCAGCUCCUGACCUCUCCCAGCUCUACGAGGGGCUAUCAAAACUACCCACCAAACGAUUACAACAACCAAGAAGGGGCUAACAAGGGACCAGCAGACAUGGGCAGCAGCAGCCAGUAUGGUGGGGGCCACCCGGGUUGGCAACAAAGGACCCAUCACCCGCCUCCAAUGAGCCCAGGAAAUAGCGGACAACCGCUGAGUCGAAAUCAGCCCUCCAGUCCCAUGGAGCAGAUGGGGAAGAUGCGGGUCCCUCCGUACGGAGCUGCUAACCCGUACUCCCAGCAGCAGCAGCAGCAGCAGGGACCUCCCCCAGGGGGCCAGCAAGGGGCCUCGUACCCAGGCCAGGGCUACGGCCCGCCCACCCCGCAGAGAUACCCAAUGGGCAUGCAGGGCCGCACGGCGGCGGGCAUGGGGGGCAUUCCUUACAGUCAGCAGAUGAACGCUUACGGGCAGCAGAGCCAGGCGUCCUACUACAGCCAGCAGGCCCAGCCCCCCCACGCCGGCCCCCAGGCCUCCCCCUACCCCCAGCAGGCCCAGAGCCAGCCCGGGGGCCAGGGGCCCUACCCGCAGCACGGCCAGCCCGGGGGCCCCUACCCGCAGUCGCAGGGCCCGCAGGGGCCCCCCCAGGGCCAGCCGCCCUACUCGCAGUCCCAGCCGCCGUACGGGCAGCAGCAGGUCCCGCCCCCCCAGCAGCAGCAGCAGCAGCAGCCGCAGCCGCAGCCGCAGCCGCAGCCGGGCUCUCAGGCCCAGCCGGGCCCCCAGACGCAGCCCAGCUACCCUCCCACAGCUCAGGGCCCCCCCCAGCAGCAGCAGCAGCAGCAGCAGCAAGCACAGCAGCAAGCGCAGCAGCAAGUGCAGCAGCAGCAGCAGCAGCAGCAGCCCCCGGCCUCCCAGCAGCAGCAACAGCCCCCGCAGGCCUCGCCCCAAACGGCCGCGCCCCCUCCGCAGUCCCAGCAGCCCCAGGGACACGCCCCGCCUCCGCAGAGCCAGCCCACGCCCUAUUCGCAGACUCCGCCCCUGCCGCAGCCUGCGCAGCCUCCGCAGCCUCCGCAGCAGCAGCAGCAGCAGCAGCAGCAGUCUCCGUUCCAGCGCUUCCCCCCUCCUCCUCAGGAGCUGUCCCAGGACUCGUUCAGCUCGCAGUCCAGCGCUCCGCCUUCCAGCCAGCCCAUGGCUUCCAGCAAGAGCGGCCCUGAGGACGGGCUGCAGGGCCGGCCUUCCAGCCUCCCUGAUCUGUCGGGCUCUAUCGAUGACCUGCCCACGGGCACAGAGGGCGCUCUGAGCCCGGGCGUGAGCACCUCGGGCGUGUCCAGCAGCCAGGGCGAGCAGAGCAACCCGGCGCAGUCGCCCUUCUCGCCCCACACCUCGCCCCACCUCCCGGGCAUCCGCGGGCCCUCGCCCUCGCCCGUGGGGUCCCCCGCCAGCGUCACGCAGUCCCGCUCGGGCCCGCUGUCCCCCAACGCCGUGCCAGGAAACCAGAUGCCCCCCAGGCCCCCGAGCGUGCAGUCGGACGGAGUCCUGCACACGUCCAUGAGCCAGUCCGCCAUGGGCCAGGACCGAGUGUUCAUGCGUAACCCUCAGAUGACCCCGUACGGCUCCCCCCAGCCUGGCUCCGCCUUAUCUCCUCGCCAGUCCUCAGGAGGCCAGAUGCAUGCUGGGAUGGGGCCUUAUCAGCAGAACAACUCCAUGGGCAACUACGGGCCCCAGGCCGGCCAGUACGGGCCCCAAGGGUACCCCCGGCAGCCCAGCUACAGCAGCAUGCCCAACGCCAGCUACCCCGGGCCGGGCAUGGCCGGCGCCAUGAACCCCAUGUCCGGGCAGGCAGGGGGGCCGCCGUACUCCGGGAUGCCCCCGGGCCGGAUGGGGCCCGGUCAGAUGGGCGCGCGCCCCUACGGGCCCAACAUGGGCCCCAACAUGGGGCCGAACAUGGGCCCCAACAUGGGCAACAUGCCCCCUCAGGUGGGCUCGGGGAUGUGCCCUCCCCCGGGCAGCAUGAGCAGGAAGGCCCAGGAGGCCGCCGCCGCCGCCAUGCAGCACGCCUCCACCAACUCCAUGCACAGCAGGCCUCCUGGGUACCCGAUGGCGCAGGGCAUGAUGGGAGCUGGCGCCCCCUAUGCGCCAACCAUGAACAGCAUGCCAGGCAUGAUGACCCCGCAGGGAGGGCCUUACCCCAUGGCCAACAACACUGCGGGCAUGUGUCCAGGUCCGGAGUUCGCCCAGGACGUGAAAUUAAACCUGGCCCAAAAGAUGAACAACAAAACAGACGGGACCCCCAAACCCGAAUCCAAAAAGAAGUCCAACUCUUCCACCACCACCAACGAGAAGAUCACGCGCCUGUACGAGCUGGGCCCCGAGCCGGAGAGGAAGAUGUGGGUGGACCGCUACCUGGCCUUCGCCGAGGAGAAAGCCAUGGGCAUGACCAACCUGCCCGCCGUGGGCCGCAAGCCGCUCGACCUCUUCCGCCUCUACGUGUCCGUCAAGGAGAUCGGCGGCCUCACGCAGGUCAACAAGAACAAGAAGUGGCGGGAGCUGGCGACCAACCUGAACGUGGGCACGUCCAGCAGCGCGGCCAGCUCGCUCAAGAAGCAGUACAUCCAGUGUCUGUACGCCUUCGAGUGCAAGAUCGAGCGCGGCGAGGACCCGCCCCCCGACAUCUUCACCACCGACGCCAAAAAGAACCAGCCCAAGGUCCAGCCCCCGUCCCCGGCGGGAUCUGGGUCUCUGCAAGGGCCCCAGACCCCCCAGUCCACCACCAGCUCCAUGGCUGAGGGGGGGGACCUGAAACCCCCCACCCCGGCUUCCACCCCACACAGCCAGAUGCCCCCCAUGCCUGGGGUCAGGAACAGUGUGGUGAGUCUGCAGGACCCCUUUGCUGACGGCAGUGACCCCGCCUUCCCCAGGAGGAACUCCAUGACCCCCAACUCGGGCUACCAGCCCGGGAUGGGCACCCCGGACACCAUGGGGCGCAUGGGCCCCUACGAGCCCAACAAGGACCCCUUCAGCGCCAUGCGGAAAGCGGGGGAGCAGUUCAUGCCCCCCGGCCAGGGCUCCAGCGGCGGGAUGGGGGACCAGUACAGCCGCGGGCCGCCGGGCGCCAUCGGCACCAUGCCGCUCGGACAGAGGCCGCAGUACCCCUACGGACCAGGCUACGACCGGAGGCAGGAGCCCGGGAUGGGCCCGGACGGCACCAUGGGCCCCGGAGCGCCGCAGCCCAACAUGAUGCCCUCCAGCGCCGACACGGGGAUGUACUCGCCAAACCGCUGCCCCCCACAGCAACAGAGGCACGAUUCCUAUGGUAAUCAGUACCCUGGCCAAGGAGCUCCCCCUGGUGGCCCAUACCCCAAUCAGCAGUCUGGAAUGUACCCACAACAACAGUCUAACUACAAGCGGCCAGUAGAUGGCGGCUACGGUCCUCCGGCGAAGCGGCACGAGGGCGAGAUGUACAACGUGCCCUUCAGCGGGCAGCAGCAGGCCCCCCCGCCGACCGCCCCCCAGGCCCAGCAGGACAUGUACAACCAGUACGGCGCCUACCCCAGCUCGGACCGCCGGCCCGCCGGCCCCCAGGGCCAGUUCCCCUUCCCCUUCGGGCGGGACCGGCCCCAGAGCUCCGGGGGCCACAACGCCCAGCCCUCCAUGCCCCCGCAGAUGAUGGGCAGCCCCAUGCAGUCGGCCCCCGAGGGGCCCCAGGGCGGCAUGUGGCAGGGCCGCAGCGAGAUGGGCUACCCGGGCUACCCCAACAGGCAGGGCCCGGGCGUGGCCGCCCAGGGGCCCGGCUACCACGGCAUGAGCCGCUCCGAGGAGAUGAUGCCGGCCGACCAGCGCAUGAACCACGAGGGCCAGUGGCCGGGCCACCUGGGCCAGCGGCAGCCGCCCUACGGGCCGGCGGGCCCGGCUCCGCCCAUGACCCGCCCCCUGCAGCCCAGCUACCAGUCCCCGCAGUCCAUGCAGAACCACAUUCCGCAGGUGUCCAGCCCCGCCCCCAUGCCCCGCCCCAUGGAGAGCCGCACGUCGCCCAGCAAGUCGCCCUACAUGCACUCGGGCAUCAAGAUGCAGAAGGCGGGGCCCCCCGUGCCGGCCUCGCACAUCGCCCAGGCGCCCGUGCAGUCGCCGCUCAUCCGCCGCGACGUGGCCUUCCCGCCGGGCUCCGUGGAGGCCACCCAGCCCGUCCUCAAGCCCCGCCGACGCCUCACCAUGAAGGACAUCGGGGCGCCCGAGGCCUGGAGGGUGAUGAUGUCGCUGAAGUCGGGCCUCCUGGCCGAGAGCACCUGGGCUCUGGACACCAUCAACAUCCUGCUGUACGACGACAGCAGCAUUUCCACCUUCAGCCUCUGCCAGCUGCCCGGCUUCCUGGAGCUGGUGGUGGAGUACUUCCGCCGCUGCCUCAUCGAGAUCUUCGGCAUCCUGAAGGAGUACGAGGUGGGCGACCCCGGCCAGAGGACCCUGCUGGACCCCAACGCCCUGGACCGGGCGGACGAGGACGAGCAGGACGAGCCGGAGGUGGAGGACAUGGACGAGGACGAGGAGGAGGAUGAGGAGGAGGACGAGGAUCAGAGCGAGGGCCCCGAGCAGCAGCAGCAGCAGCAGCAGAGGACGCCGGCGACCGCGCCUCAGACGGCGGUGAAGAAGGAGGGCGGGGACGAGACGCAGGGCGAGAGCGGCGAGGAGAAGGCGGUGCCGAAGAAAGAGGAGGAGGAGGAGGAGGAGGAGGAGAAGGAGGCGGGGUCAGAGCCCAGCUCGGCAGGCCCCUCCCAGGACCCGGGGACCCCCCAGGAGAAGCCCAAGCAGGCCAGCAAGUUCGACAAGCUCCCCAUCAAGGUGGUGCGGAAGAAGGACCCCUUCGUGGUGGGCUGCUCCGGCAAGCUGGGCCGGCCGCAGGAGUUCGACAGCGGCCUGGUCCACUGGAGCAUCGGCGGGGGGGACACCACCGAGCACAUCCAGACCCACUUCGAGAGCCGGGCCGACCUGCUGCAGGCCCGCCAGCGGCCGCCCGCCGCCCCACCCGCCCGGAAGAAGGCCCCCGCCGCCGAGGCCGAGACGGAAGGCGCCGAGAAGGCCGGCGCCGCCAGCGCCGAGAAGAAGGAGGAGGAGGAGGAGGAGGAGGAGAAGGCCGCCCCCCGGGCCCCCGACCCCCCGCCGCCGGAGACGGGCGCGGCGGGCGCCGGCCUCACGGCCACCGUGGACGACGUGCUGUCGGCCCGCCCCGGAUCGGUCACCGAGGAGGCGGUGCGCGGCUCGGCGGCCGACGGCUUCCAGGAGAACGGCAAGUUCCUGUUCGGCAUCGGCCCGGCGGCGCAGAGCCGGCGCAACAUCAAGAUCCUGGAGGACGAGCCGCACAGCAAGGACGAGGCGCCGCUCAGCACGCUGUCCGACUGGCAGGACGCGCUGGCCCGCCGCUGCGUCUGCGUCUCCAACAUCGUGCGCAGCCUGUCCUUCGUCCCCGGCAACGACCCCGAGAUGUCCAAGCACCCGGGCCUCCUGCUGCUCCUGGGCCGCCUCAUCCUGCUGCACCACCGGCACCCCGAGCGCAAGCAGGCCCCGCUCACCUACGAGAAGGAGGAGGAGGAGGAGCGGGGCGUGGCCGGCCACAGGGACGAGUGGUGGUGGGACUGCCUGGAGCUCCUGCGCGAGAACAGCCUGGUCACCCUGGCCAACAUCUCGGGCCAGCUGGACCUGUCCAUCUACCCCGAGAGCAUCUGCCUCCCCCUGCUGGACGGGCUGCUGCACUGGGCCGUCUGCCCCUCCGCCGAGGCCCUGGACCCCUUCCCCACGCUGGGGGCCAACGGCUCGCUCUCGCCCCAGAGACUGGUCCUGGAGACCCUGAGCAAGCUGAGCAUCCAGGACAACAACGUGGACCUCAUCCUGGCCACGCCGCCCUUCAGCCGGCUGGAGAAGCUGUACGGCACGCUGGUGCGGCUGGUGGGCGAGCGCAAGGUGCCGGUGUGCCGCGAGAUGGCCGUGGUGCUGCUGGCCAACCUGGCGCAGGGCGACAGCCUGGCGGCGCGCGCCAUCGCCGUGCAGAAGGGCAGCGUGGGCAACCUGCUGGGCUUCCUGGAGGACAGCCUGGCCGCCACGCAGUUCCAGCAGAGCCAGAGCUCCCUGCUGCACCUGCAGGCGCACUUUGAGCCCACCAGCGUGGACAUGAUGCGGCGGGCGGCGCGCGCCCUGCACGCCAUGGCCAAGGUGGAGGAGAACCACUCGGAGUUCACGCUGUACGAGUCGCGGCUACUGGACAUUUCCGUGUCCCCCCUCAUGAACUCGCUGGUGUCCCACGUGAUCUGUGACGUACUCUACCUGAUCGGCCAGUCAUGACAGCCGGGGGGGACGCCUCGGCCGCUCUCCGUUCCCGCGCCCGCCGCCCCGCCCUCCCCGCCCCCGGCCCCGCCCCCUCCCGUUUUCUUUGCGCGCCCGCCGUCGCGCGCGAGUGGAGGAAGCUAAGAGCAAAACCGACUGUUUUUUGUCCUUUUUUUUUUAUUUAUGCAAAAAACACCUCUUGAUUCCACUGUCCGACCCCCCCUUUCGCCCCUGCUUCUCACUAAAGGAAGGAUCUCAUGAAGGAGCGAUGGAUCUAAGACAAACAGGGGGGGAGGGGGUUAAAAAAACGAAUGAUAAAAACAAACGACGAGAAAAGGAAGCGGGGAAAAAAGAAAACGGUGAAAACUAGCGUGGAUAAAGACGAACGGAUCGGGGGCGCCGGCCUUGGGGAGUGUGCUGCCUAACGGGAAGGACUUUUUUAAUAAAAAUGAAAAAAUUAAUGAAAAAAAAAACACAAAAAAAAUAGAAAAACAAAAACUGUAACCAAAGUUGCUGUCUCGUUUACAGUGAGUUUGGGGGAUACGUGCGCCCCCCCCUCUCCUCGUGGGGGGGGGGGGGAGGGGCCGCACGGAGAAUACAAUUUUAUGGUUCAUAUUUGGAGGCUAACCAGACUUCUGGACUCUUGUGUGGUAUAAUUGCUGUAACUUGGAUGCUCUAUAUUCUGCCCUACAAGAACCAGGUUAUCGGCUGUGAACAGAUGUCUUUAAAUGGGAGGCCCGUGCAGUAGAUUGUAGGACUUUUUUCUGUACUGUACACCUUAAACAAAACUGUAACCAUACUGUAAUAAUACUGUUUCACACUGAGAAACGCUGGCUCCGCAGCAGAAUUGUAGUUUUUAAAAAUGUUUUUAGUUAAUGUUGAAGAGAGAAAAAAAAGGCUUUCCCCCCAAAGUAUUGUGGACCUACAACACCCUGACCUCUUCUCUUUAACCCUCGAUUGUAUGAAUUGACCCUUAAAGACAUCACCUCUUAGGACUGGUUCUCAACUUUAGACGCAGUCUCGGCUGCAGUGUAUAUAUGACAUUGUACAUUACACUCUCUUUCGCUCUCUCGCUCCUUCUCAAAACUUCUGAAGCUCCUCACCCUUUUUAUCUUUAAUCAUUCAAAGGUUACUACACGACUUCACUUCCAUGCAUCGAAGCCCCGCCCUGCAUCGAGCCCCGCCCCACGAUAAUUUAACCCCUCCUCCCUCCCUGCGCCAGCCCCUCCCCCUCCUCCCACCCCCCUGCCGGUGAGAUGCGCAGCUGGAGCUGUGUGCGCAGACAGCUGCUGUCCCCCCCUCCACUCAGGCAGAUCACGUUUUUCGUUCCCUUCAGAUAAAGGUGUGGAGAACAAGACUAAAGAAAAACCUCUUCCAAGUUCGAUUUCAGCUCCUUAUACGACGAAACAAAAACCCAGAUGAAGAAACACAAAUUGAGAUUUUUUUUUUUUUUUUCCAGUGAUAUGGAUUCUGCAUAUUUGUAUUUCAGACGAUGUAGCUAAAAAAACUUGAUGUAAAUUCCUCUUUUUUUCCUUUUUUGGCUUAAUGAAUAUCAUUUAUUCAGUAUGAAAUCUUUAUACUAUAUGUUCCACGUGUUAAGAAUAAAUGUACAUUAAAUCUUCGUAAGACGUU